This is a messenger RNA of Epinephelus fuscoguttatus (brown-marbled grouper), 6152 nucleotides long. RefSeq names its product nocturnin a (gene nocta). NCBI's taxonomy places the organism in Eukaryota, Metazoa, Chordata, Actinopteri, Perciformes, Serranidae. Gene Ontology annotation, biological process: circadian rhythm. The record is from RefSeq and is a predicted model, not a curated record. Gene Ontology annotation, molecular function: poly(A)-specific ribonuclease activity. The transcript is spliced from 3 exons. The coding region runs from base 3840 to 5000 and encodes 386 amino acids.
AUUUUUAUAUGUGGCCAACAGUUAAAUGAAAUCUGGUCCAGUCAGUGUCAUUGUCCUCUGAUAGUGUGGAUGGGAUGCAGUUUGACUGAAGACAUUAUCAUUGUAGAAAACAUCAGCAUCCAGACCUUUGGAAUCCACAUCUCAGCUGUGUAUGAAUGAUAAGGGAGAAGGAGAACAUUAUGUAUGACAAAGUAUGACUAAGUAAUCACAUUGUUUGCAAAAUAGUGGUUGAUAUGAUGUAUAUCUAUAUGACAUAAUUGUUCAUUUUGAGGUCACAGUUAGUCGUGGUGUUAUCCCUGUCAGGAAUAAGUCUGGAGGGGAUCAUGUGUGCAGUCAUGUGUUAGUGUGUGUAUUUGUCUGUCCGCAGCUAAUCUCAAAUACUACUGGACCAAUCAGCCUAAUAUUUUGUGUGCACAUUUAUGACUGAAUGCUCAAGGACCUCUGGUGGUCACAGUGAUUUGUAAUUGUUGGAAAACCUGUUUCAUUGACUGUUUUAUAUCAUUGCUGACUCCUCACUCCUCUUAACCAGCUGUGAGGGACUGCAAGUCCUUAACAGAAUCACACGGCAAAAGUAUGGAGCACAAAGCAUUUCUGGAGCUUUGGUCUCAUUUUGAACUGUAGCAUCUGCAGAUUAAUUCCACAGCAGAUAUGUUUGGAUCCACUAAAGUUAGGCACAAUAAGAGAUUUUAUACAACAGUUAGUUCCGGCCCUGCAAUCUGAUUGGUCGAGAGACAGUAAAACCGUGAUGAUAUUGGAGUACAACAUCAUGGUUAUUUCACUGUGUAUGUAUCACUCCGCCUCACAGCUGAUUGCAAUCAACAAUCAAAUCAAAACUGACGGUUAGUGUCAGAGGCCGUUUACACGUUGCCGGCUAUUUUCAUAAACGGACAUUUCACCGUCUCCGUUUUCAAAAAGAUCUUCGUUUACACUUACCCGUGUAUAUACACAACAGCACGCCAAACCUGUAGGUGGCAGUGUAACGAGAAGCUCAAGCCUUCCAUGUAUCCAUUGUCACCAUAGCAACAUAGGUCGCACUUUUGACACAGGCGCAAGUUACGGCGCAUACUGUGACGUCGGCUGCCUAUAACUCCGUUUAUCUCCGUUUAUCUCAGUUUACAUGCAAACGCGCAACCGGAGUUUUCCAAAAUCUCCACUCUGGCCGGAGUUUUUAGAAAGACUCGUUUUCAGAGGAGAAAUCUCCGUUUGCGUGUAAACGAAGGGCACAAACGAAGGAAGAUGUCUCCGUUUAUCAAAAUCACCGUGUACGUGUAAACGGCCUCUCAGUUAGGUCAGCAGUUGUGUUGUAGGCUAAUUAAUUCAUCCACUGUCAAACAGCCAAAAAUAUGGAUUUAUUUCCUAAAAUAAGUUUUGAAUUGAACUAUGAAUGAUCAUCAGAGGAAGAUGAGGGAGAGGAGAAGCUGAAUCCAUCUGAGCACACAUCCAGGUUUGUCAGUGUUUCAUCAGCGGAGCUCAAUGACUUGAAGAAAAGCAACAUACUGUCAGAUCAGAAGGCAGAGUCGGCUGUGCCUGUGAAGCAACAGUCCACCAUGCAGUCACCAGAGACUUAUUUCAUCGGCUGCACAAUUAAUGGAAACGUGCAGAUAAAUGUGUAUAAAGAGUAAGUGCCUGGCGCACCAUGUCUGCGUUACAUAGCAACGGUGACAGCGGAGUCCUGGGGGAACUAUUUUUGUUGGCGGAAGACAAAUAAAAUGCUUAAAUUAUCUAUUUUGUCCUCAUUUUUCAACAUUUCUUAAUCAGCCUUGCUUAUUUAACUGUUGAACUGUUGUAUAAAAGCAAUAUCACACUCGAGCUCGUGCCUACGACCGAAUCACAGCGGUGACGAUAUCACAGUACAACAUCACUCCCUCUCGUGUGAUAUUGCUUAAUUAUAAAACACCUUUGUAAUCUCCACCACCAUACUGGGUGUAAGGGCUCCAGGAGGGACAACUUGUGCAUUGUCUAGAAUGGCAGCAAUCAGCUCCGGUGGCCAACUGGCAGAGUUCUGCACUCUCUGUCAAGUUUAGCACUGUUUUGUAUUACACGCAUUUCAUAGUUCUGCGUUGAAUCAACGCCGUAGCUAUGGCGUAGUCUCCACGUUGACAUAGAGCCUAUGCCGUAACCUACGCCACAGCCUGACGUGCACCUCCCCAGAAUUGUACACCGCGUCGCGGUGAUUCAGACCUCCUAUCUUGUCGCUGUAUACUGACACCAUUUCCCUCAGUGGAAAGGAAGCCUGUAUUUAAAACGUGUUUAGUGUGACAGUUGGUUUGUCGGUGAACCUUGUGAGUUGUAAUGGUGCCAUUUUGUAUGUCAUUACCUUCGUUAAAUGCUGCUGUUGUCCUUGGUUUUAUAUGAGAAGAGGAAAAGAUCGCCGGCUGUUAGGCUAAUCAAUACAAUUAAAAAUGCAAUAGGCUUGUGCUAAUAACGUUAGCAUGUUGUAUUUGUUUAAAAAAUGUGUUUAGUACAGGACAGUUGUUUUGUCAGUGAACUUUGUGAGUUGUAAUGGAGCAAAACUGUGUGCUGUUACCUUUGUUUUUGCGGUUGUCCUUGGUUUUAUAUGAGAAAGUCGCUAGUUGCUAGGCUAAUUUAUACAAUAUAAAAUGUCAUAGGCUUGUGCUAAUAACGUUAGCAUGUUGUAUUUGUGGGGAAAAUGUGUCCGGAUUUCCACAAGUGUUUGUCUGUGACUCCUGCGAGUUGUAGUGAAGCCAAUCUGUGUACUUGUGUUUGAAAUUGUUAUAAUUCAUUGAUCCACUGAUUUAUUUUUAUUUUUAAAUGAAGCACCCUCAGGUUAAAACGUAGUUUGUCCAGUACUUGGACAGAGCCUCUGGUGAUAUUUUGCAAGGAUGGACAAAAUAUUUUAGUCAUCUUAAAAGAUAAAUACAUGAAUUGUGGGGCCAAAAUGAUUGGUCAAGUGACAGAAAAUCAGAGGAAAAGAGGAUGGUCUUUGCUCAUGCUUUGGGUGUCUAGAUACAGCGGGGACACGGAUUAAUGGGGAAAAGCCACAAAAAGUGCACUUUACAUGUCACCUUUUGAGGUGUAUGUAUGAGUAGUUGAGUAUCACCAUCCUCCCCCUGGGUUUUAUGAAGUAUGUUAGUGUUCCACAGGUUUUGUAUACCAUUAUGCUCAGGAAAGAGUGCACACUGACCCAAAGUCAGAUGAGUGAAUUAACCAGCUUAACAAAUGUCUCCAACCAUGUAAAUGUGCCACUGACAGAGAGAACAACCCACACUGUGUCUUUCCUUCCCUCCUCUAUUCUCACAUAUCCAGAGAACACGGUGACACCACACCGGAUAGCCCUGCCAACCCCACCUGUUACACAACAUACCCAUUCUUGUCAAAACCCCACCUACUCAUCCUUUUAGUUAGGCAACAUCCUCAUUCAUGCCACACGAACACACACAUCAAAUACACUCCUACCCACCCCCGCAACUCUGACCAUCCUCACUCUCCUUUCCAUCUUCCUUUUUUAAUGCUCAAGAUGCUUCUUGUUCUUCACAAUCAGCAUAAGGCGAUUGUGAUAAUGAAGAAACCUUAUUGGUCCUCAUGUUUCUCUCUCCAUGUCUGAGACAGGCUCACUGUGUCUACCUGCUCUCUAGAGGUCGUUCUGUCACCCAGUGAGUGAGAGGGAUAGACGGGGAGGGAGGGGUAGAGACUGAUGAUUCAGAGAGAGGGAGACAGACGUCCUAGAAGGCGGGACAGAUAAAGGAUGAGUCACAGCAUAUGUAGUAGUAGAGGAUAAAAGGGUAGGAGUGAAUGGCAGGCAGAUUGUCCUCAGACGCAGGAAGAAGGACGAAAGCAUUUGACGUAGGAGGAAGAAGGAGGAAAGCAUUUGACAAGACAUGGAGGCUGUGGUGUGUCCAAUGGGUGGCAGCAGCAGCAGGCUGUUUGGCACGUUGGCCCAGUCACUGAACAGUGCUCCUUUGGCCCAGCCUGACCCGUACCCAGAGGACAACCCAGACCAGGACCUGGCUGAGAUCGACCCAGACCAGCUGCUCCGAGAGUGCGAGGAGGCCCUGCAGAGGCGUCCAGCGCGGCCACAUCGGGAUCUGGUCUAUCCCAGCGGUGUGGUUCCCUGCCGCCACAAGCAUAAUCCAUCCAUACGGAUCAUGCAGUGGAAUAUACUCGCACAAGCUCUUGGUGAGGGAAAGGACGGGUUCAUCCGCUGUCCACUGGACGCUCUCAACUGGGAGGAAAGGAAGUACCUGAUCCUGGAGGAGAUCCUUACCUACAGCCCAGACAUCCUGUGCCUACAGGAAGUGGACCACUACUUUGACACUUUCCAGCCCAUCAUGGCCAGCCUCGGUUACCAUGGCACCUUCCUGGCCAAACCUUGGUCUCCCUGUCUAGAUGUUGAGCAGAAUAAUGGUCCUGAUGGCUGCGCUCUGUUUUUCCGCCGCUCACGCUUCUCUCUCCAGUCCACUGCUCACCUGCGGCUGUCAGCCAUGAUGCUGCCCACCAACCAGGUAGCCAUCGUCCAGACACUGAACUGCCAGGUAACGGGCCAGAAGCUGUGCGUGGCCGUGACCCAUCUGAAAGCUCGUAGUGGCUGGGAGAGGCUGCGUAGUGCGCAGGGUGCUGACUUGCUGCAAAGUUUACGCAGCAUAACGUCUGCUAACGUCAGCAGCAGACAGAACGAGGCGGUGUCAGGCACCAUCCCUUUGGUAGUGUGUGGGGACUUUAACGCAGAACCCUCAGAAGAUGUUUACCGGCGCUUCAGCUCCUCCACUCUUGGCCUGAACUCCGCAUACAAGCUGCUUAGCCGUGAUGGGCAGACAGAGCCAGCCUAUACCACGUGGAAGAUCCGCCCCUCCGGAGAGAGCUGCAGCACUCUGGACUAUAUCUGGUAUACCCAUGAUGCUUUGAGUGUUGAGUGCCUGUUGGACAUUCCCACAGAGGAGCAGAUCGGCCCAGACCGCCUCCCCUCCUACCACUACCCCUCUGACCAUCUAUCACUGCUCUGUGACAUCAGCUUCAGGGAGGAGCCCCAUAGAUUGAUGUAGGCUGCCAAUGACAGCAGCAGGCCUGGACCAAUAGGAGGACUGAGUGAGUGGACUGUUUGAAACAAACUCAGUGUUUACUGUAAGUAAGGAAAGUGAACUUGAUAUCUAUCAGACUGAGUUGUGGCAGGGGAAGUCUGACUGGAGUGUGAAGAAUUUGCAAUAAUGAGACACAAACCACUUUCUGUAAUGUUAUUAUUUUAAAGAUAGUCUUGAUGUGGAAUAUUGGAAGAAGUGAAAUGAGACAUUGUAACAUCAUUUCUGAUGGAGAGGAUACUUCUAGUAAUAGCAGUACAUUUGGAUUUGAUCCAUUGACUUGUGUCAAGGUGUGUCAAUCCCCAUGUUACUUUUUUUUUUUUAGCCGUUUAACUAAACACUGUGUUUCUUUAACUGAACUUCAGCUGAAAUGGCAGGUUCAUCUGCUGAAGUUUGCACACUGAAAACCAACUGCAAUACGACUUUUAUCAUUUAUUUAAUUAUUUUAUUCCUUUAACAGUUGAUUAUACCAUAAUCAACAGUUUUUCCUAUAGUGUUUUUAAAUUAAUUAUUUUGCAUUGAAGUAAUCCUCCCUGGUCCCUCACACAGACUGUAUAUAAAGAUGGACAACAAGUCUCCCCCUCCCCACAAAAAUGAAGCCAAAAUAUCUUGGAUACAGGUGCUGCCAUCUUGUGCUGGUGAUGUCAUUUGGAGGCAAGGGAGUGGGGGUGGAGCUGCUAUAUCGAGGCCCCGGCCAACAUAAACGCAAGUCAAUCACAGCUGUCAAUCAUAAUGUUACACCCCCUUUUUAUAGCAUCAAAUAACUUAUUAAAACCAAACUGAUGAGAAAAACAAACACCUGAAUAAACUCUUAUCACUGUGACAAGACCAUCAUUGGGAAAAAAUGUAUUUGACGUGUACUUUGAUCUUUCAGUUCAACCCAUGUCUGCUAACAUGGAGGGGGUGGGGUUUAUGACCAAUAUUGCAGCCAACCACCAGGAGGAAGCAAUCCAGAUGUUUUGGCUUCACUUUUGGGGAGCUGUCAUGUCGUCCAUCUUUAUAUACAGAUGGUGGCCUCUCAGUUUGACAUUGCUUAUCAUGACAGUGUUGUUGCUGUGACUACUGUGAACAUGAGGAGAAAUGUUAGUAUAUGAAAUAAAGUAAUUAUUUUUUCUCUUA